Pocillopora meandrina is the source of this 1728-nucleotide messenger RNA. The record is from the annotation of a GenBank genome assembly. NCBI's taxonomy places the organism in Eukaryota, Metazoa, Cnidaria, Anthozoa, Scleractinia, Pocilloporidae.
GAAAUGACUGAUCGACUGAGACAAACUUACAGAAAUGCUUUGUAUCAGAUUGCUCGCAAUCUCGAUGAAGAACAGCAAAAAGGACUUCAGUUUCUUUGUGUUGAACACGUCCCAAGACGAAUUAAGGAACUUCUUGACCUUUUCUUUGCUCUGGAGGAAAAUAAGAUGAUGUCGUGGAUCGACGUUUCCUACCUGAAGAAAUGUUUGGACGAAAUUGGAAGAAAAGAUUUAGCUGAAUUAUUAGCGAAGUUCGAGGUAAAAAGAAACAUGUCUAUUCUUCUUAGUUUCUACGUCAAGAAGAGGAAUGGACAGCAUUCUUUUGAUGAUGACGACCGGUUAUCAGCGACCGAGUUGGCGGAGUAUCUCGUGCAAUUGAUGGAAGGAUUUGAGGGAAACGUUGAAAUAAGAGACAUAAUGAAAAGCUCAGAUGGUGAUAAUAAGAAAGAUCUUUGGCUGAAAUUUGUCGACGAAUGUACCGCAUGGAGCUCAAGAAAGACAUGGAGUAAGUUCUCUAUGCUCGUUGCCCUUGCCGGGGAAACCAUUUGCGCUUCAGCAUCAAUUCACCCUGGAGGAAACUCAGAAGAAGCCAUAAUGGAUAUCUGCAUAACAUUGGCAGAUGAGCUAUGUUGUCCAAUGCUUCAGCUUGGAGGCUGGGUAAAUCAAAUCACUAUGUAUUAGGUGCUAUGAAUAUAAUGUAAUACAAAAGCACUAGUAUUCUGUUGAUUUUAUCUAGCUUCAGCGACUAGCAAAAAAUCGAAACUUUUCGAUACGAAGUUUGAAUAUUGAAAGUGAAACUUAAUCUUAACUAAUAUCUUUACUAAGUGACUAAUGAGCUCAAAGUUUCUCUCUGAAACCAGAAAACUAUUAAAAGAGAAACGAAAUUGAUACUGGACCAAUUCGGCAAAGGAUUGAGUCGUUUUCAAGUUCCAAAUUUGAAGAAUCAGCUGUUUCAGAGAAGUUUAUAAGCGCACAAAAUUUAAAUUGUAACGUAGUCGAUGCGCCAUGGUUUAACUUGGUAGAUUUUGCUGCUAAAAUUACCAAAGAAAACUUAAUCAAUUAGAAUUUAUCUGGCGGUAUGUUUAAAAAACUUGUAAUAAGUACGGUUAAUUGUCUGCCACAAGGCAUGUAGAAGCUGAGAUAUUUUUUGAAGCCUUGAAAUGUUUGUCUCUUUGCAAUCAUACAUAUUUGCAUAUUAUCCAAACGAAUAAAUUAUUCAUAGCUGGGGUUUUUAGGGGUCAGUAGAACAGAGAUAUGCAAACAGUUGUCACUUAAACAAUUACCAUUUUUAAAUUUGUAGAUAACUACCGUCUUACAAACAGGAAGUGGGAGCGAUUAACUUCUGCUGUUCUCACAAUCGUAAAAGAUCCCUCUCUUACUAAAGUGUUUCUUAGGUUCAUUAUUUUCUUUUCGUUUUUUUUCCUUUACUUUGUUUUUAUUGUUUUAUAUUUACCUAUUUUCUAUUGAAUACAGGAGGACUUUCUUACCUUUGUGAGAAGAAGACACAAUCUGGUUUACGGGAACGACACGAGUUGCAACACUUCUGUGAACAGAGAGCAAAUUGCAGACGCAGUCCGAAAGUUGGAGGAGGCUAUCUUUUUCUAAACGAGACAAAACAAGGCAACCCCAGCCAAACAUACAUAUAAAAAAAUGAGAAAACUUAGAAAAAAAAGACAAAAGUUAUAAACGAAAUCAUGUGAAAAAAAGGAAGGAGGAAAGACGCGUACAUCG